GCCUCACCAACACAGCCGCCAUCUACACUAUCAUUGUAAGCUCGUCAUCGCUUAUGCCUAGCAUUAGCACUAUUUCUCGAGCCAAGGAAGCACUAGUCAGCCAAAGGCUGUAAUCCAGGCAUCAGAAGUCGACGAAGCCGCAUCGGUGCUCGGGCAUUCCGGACACCUCAGGCGGUCGCCCAUCAUGGCAACCUAUACGUCGACGCCGAAUACACAGCACGCCAAGCGUGGCGCGUUUCCCUCUGCUCAAGCAGGACCGAGCGCAAUCGGCCGUCACACGCUCUCACCAAACAUCGCACCGGAGGAUCAGCCUUACCCGAGCCGCCUGUCACUAGAUGCGGGCUCUUCGCGGGGAGGAUCAGAUGUGGACGAAUCAGAGGUCGACGCCGUCGAGCAUGAGAGGGAAAUGGAAGCGCUGGAAGAUAGCGUGAGACAAACGCGCACCAUCGAAGAAUUUACAGCCAUCAUCGGGCAGUUCAGAAACGAGCGCAGGAGGAGGAGCAGGCACUUGAUGACCGCCAGCGGGUCUGGUGAUGGUCUGAAUGCGGAUGGCACAGGUGGGCGACCUGCGAGCGUGUACAGCGAAGCGAACGAUGCGUCCAGCAUCUAUGAUCCGCGCACUCUCGAGCCAGCCGGUGCGCUCGGCGACGACGCGGCUAGCAUCAUCACUACCCGUAGCACGGCCGCGCGGUUGCGUGUCCAGGUCAGAGUGGCGUGCUGCUGCGAAAGGGGAGAUGGCGGAUGCGACAGAGGGCGCCGAGCAGCGGUAGAGUGGGCCGAUAUGGAGAGCGAUCUCAGACUAGCAGCAGAAAUUGGUCAAGCACUACUCAGGGAUAAAGAUGCGCUGUCUUCCUCCAUCGCCUCCCUCAAGGCCGCUCACGCGCAACAGAUGGAGAAGGUCAUGUCUAGAAUGAGCAACAGUAUUCGAGAAUCGGCAAAGUUGGAGCGAGAGCUCAAGCAAUGCAACCUCAAUCUGGAAGCAUCCGAUUCGGGCAAUCGCGCUCUGCUUGCGGAGCUGGACGACGUGCGAGCAGAAGUGGGCAAGCUACGUCUGCGCAGCGUGAAAUUAAACACGCUCGAAGCUCAAUCUACUCGUCUGCACGCUGAGAUGGAUGAUCUCAAGCAAGAGCUAGCAGCCGAGCGCAAACGAGCGGAUGCAGCCGAAGUGCGCGCUCGCAAAGCCGGAGCCAAGACGGCCGAGCUCGGAGAGACGCUAAGGGCCGUCAAGCUUGAGGCGGACGUUACAAAAGCGCAGAAGGAUCGCGAGUCCGGAAGGAGCGCUUCAAUGCCUGCGAGAGACUGGGCUCGUGCGCAAGAACGGCUUCGAGCUAGCAUCGCCACCUUACGGCCAAAUGAAAGUGGAUCGAAUGACGAGGCAGUGGCUGUGAUCGAGUCGCUCAUCACUGAGAACGAAGCGCUUCGCAGGAACAAUGGCGAGCUCAAGACGUCGCUCAAUGCAGCCAAUGAAGAGGUGCACAUCCUUCGCGAUCAAGCAUUGCACAGUCCCAUCGCUGAGGUCAAUGGUGGCCACUCCUUCAGCCCACAAUCCAAGAGCAGCUCUCUGGACGCACGUGCACCAAAGUACGGAGAUAUCGAGAAGGAAGGCAGCCCAUCGCGCGGAGCUGAAAAGUCAACAGUAGACACUACGAUGGAGCUAUCAGAGCUCCAAGGAGAGCCGGGCCGACCCACUCUCGCUGAUGAGAUCAUCGCCCCGGCGCCAAAGACAUUGCAAAGGCCGUCAGCUGUCAGAUCCUCUUCGCGCUCGUCUAUCCGAACCGCGAGCACAAAUGAGCGGGUCGGGAGCCCUCGGCAGAUGGAGGGUCGGUCUCCCUUCUUCUCGUCGUCGGUGACGGCCGAAUCCCACGCCCAUCUCGGCGCAGACGUGAGAAACGCUAACAUGCAGCGCAAGGUAUCCGGCGCUAGCGCCAUUGGCAGCGUUGCGACCGACACUACCAUGGUCGACUUUGGUCUUGCUGCGGACGAGGCAGGCGCUACCAUCGAUCCGCCGAAGACUCGGGAUAAUCGCACAGCGCAAUUGUCUGUGCUGCUCGACCACAUCCAGCGCAUCUUCACCCGCCUCUCCUCCGCCGACGUGGACACGCUCGCACGUCGGCUGCAACGCCAACAUCUCAAAGGCGACGUUGGGCACCUCGCACGCACUACAGUGAACGGUAUUCUACGCGAGGUCGAGGGAUUGCGCGAUCAUUUCCGCAAGCUGAUAGAAGCGGAAGCUAGGGGUAACGCGAAUGGCAAGGACGAUGCGUCGUCCAUGGACUCCGGCGCCAGGGAUCGAGACAGCGAAUCCCUGCUCGCGCGAAAAGAGUUCUUUGUCCUCCUCAAAUUGUUCCGAGAUCUUUUCACCGAGAUGGCUCGACUGAGAAACGCGGUCAAUGAAGUUCACCUGCAGCCGCAGAAUGCUGCUCGCAUACUUCAAGAACAGCUUGGCGCUGCCACUGCAGAGGAUAAAGGGGUGGGUGCUUGGAUCGGCAGACUGUUCUCGGGUGGGCCAAAUGGUCCUGCUGGUCCUGCUAGUGGUCUGGCUUCAGUCACGAGCACGGGCUCUACUGCCCUACCCAGCGUGUCUCUGAGCGACAAGACAGUCACCAACGCCUCGUCCUCAAAGCCUUUAGCUGCUCGAGCCCCUACCGUGCCAGGUCGACCGCCCAGCCGCGGAGGUAUGGCUCCUCGCGCGCCCAUUACCUCUGGUACAGCGCCCGUAGAGGUCAAAGGUCUGCACUCUGCAUCCACCAGUAAACCGUCCAGUCCUCUGACGCGAGACGUACCCCUCGCGUCGUCACCUUCCGACGUUGCCGCGCCGCCCGAAGCCACUCUGCAAGCCGGCCCACGACCUGCGCUGGCUCGAGGUCGAGGCUCUCUGUCCCGUACACAAAGUCGAAAUCUCUCGGGACUGUUUGCGGGCUCGAUGCCGUCUAAUGAGGGCUGGGACAUUGUCGAUCGGCGCGAUACGAGCGGAGAGCGACCAUCCAGUAUCGUCGCCAGCCAAAUCGGCACACACGGUCCUCCGUUACGCAACCUUCAUCUGAGAGGUCUGGAUCAGACCAGUAGCGGAGGUGGCCGGCCCCUGUCGAGGAUUGUGGACGACGACGAAAUUUCUAUUCGUGAUGGCUUUAUCCCAGAAAGACCACUGCGACCUCGGGGGUUGUCAGACUCGUCCAUCCGAUCCACCUACCUUGACGAUGGCAACAGGGAUAGCAGCGCGGCAAACCAUCGACCACCGCCGAUGGGACGAUUGAUCACUCCUUCGACUCUUGCCCUACAAGCUCAAACUUCGCACACGAGCGCCACCGCCAGGGGUCUGAGAGUAGAGGAUCUCGACUAUUCGCCCGCUCCCUCGGAAUCCUCCGCCUCGACGGCGAGCGCUGGACCCAAAGCGUCUUCGGCCGCUCAAGAAGUCGGCCGAGCAGCAAGACAAGCCAGCUCGAGCGGCGCUUCGGGCCCUUUGAGCUUCCUCACUACCGGGCUCAAUAUUGGUCUACCAUCGCUGCGCACGCAAUCUAGCAAUGCUCAGCUCAGUCUGAGCUCUGCUCAAGGCUCAGCAGUCGGCACGCCCGCUCAUACUAGUCGCGCACCUGGCAGCUCGCGUCCGAGAUCAUCAAAGGGUGCAGAAUUUAGCUCUAGCUUGGCUCGCUCUUCUCGUAGAGGAUUUUAAUAGUCCGACUUGUGCCGCAGUCUAACAAUUCCUACUAGCAGACAUCACGGGCAGACAUCACGCUGACGCCCUUUGGCAUGCGUACUUUGCGACGCUAGCAUUCUCAUCAUUGCUGAAACGUCUGAUGCUACUCUAUCAUAUGAACCCUCACGCUUUUCACGCGUGCCUGCGUAUGGAAACGCUCAAUCACAAUCAUCCGCUUGCA
Molecule: messenger RNA, 3875 nt
Organism: Ceraceosorus guamensis
Lineage: Eukaryota; Fungi; Basidiomycota; Exobasidiomycetes; Ceraceosorales; Ceraceosoraceae
Exons: 3
Coding region: 185-3670 (1161 amino acids)
Source: RefSeq, a predicted model, not a curated record